This is a messenger RNA of Haliotis rufescens (red abalone), 2519 nucleotides long. RefSeq names its product monocarboxylate transporter 14-like. NCBI's taxonomy places the organism in Eukaryota, Metazoa, Mollusca, Gastropoda, Lepetellida, Haliotidae. The transcript has 8 exons. Gene Ontology annotation, molecular function: monocarboxylic acid transmembrane transporter activity. The record is from RefSeq and is a predicted model, not a curated record. The coding region runs from base 1126 to 2502 and encodes 458 amino acids. Gene Ontology annotation, biological process: monocarboxylic acid transport; transmembrane transport.
UCGUGUUCUGUUGACACAAUGGCGCUGUUGUCUUUCGCGGGUAUUCCUGUAUAUGGUAUAGCCUCUUAAGCUAUGCAACGAUACUGUUUAUUUAUAGAGUGGGUCAAGUGUUCGCAAACAACGAACAACCAAGCGCUGUAUAAAGAAACGACGUGGGAAGGCGACGCUAACAGCCACGAUAAAACCGGCCGCUGUUCAAACCAGCAGUGAGCAAUUUCCCUCGGCGGGACACUGGACUGCACCUGCACUUUGGCUGACUGAAUGGACAUGUUUGUGGCCGAAUUAGCAAUUAUCUCCCAUAUUAUUGCUCAUUUCGGUUUUUUCACCACCUUAAAUAUCGGUUGAUUGGACCAGCUUAAAGUUACUCCAUUUCCGUGUGUGACAUCGAAGUGUGAUUAUGUGAACAUACCGAUGGGGGUAAACGGAACAGCGCCAUUCUGUUGUCCGGGAAGCUGUUCUUUGUGGACGAAUCACGCGCUAUCGGAGUCUUUUCAUCUGCCAUGCUGGAAUACAUAAUCGGGUUUCCAGCCUUAGUAUGUGAUCUAGACAUGAGUGUCCCUCCUGAAAUCGCUUUGAUCAGGUUUGAUGUUGUUGCCUUUUUGUAACCAUGGCUUCCAUAGCUUUGCACAAGUUACCCCUUCUCACCGCCGCUGCCUCAUGCAAUCUACCAGAGAGGAUAGUGAAUUCACUGUUUAUGAACCUUCUGGCCACUGUUACUAAUUACGGGCCAGUUUGAGAUUUGGGUCAACGACCCCUUUGCACAGCGUCCGCUUUGGGCAUUAUUCAUGGAAUGUUUCCGCUGAGGCACGAGUCUUCCUUGCGAGAUGACACACUCUGGUGAUAACUAACUUCUGUUUGGUCAGCUCUACCCGUCACGAACUACACCUGCAGCUGGUGUGACAGCUAUAAGAUGACGCAUAUCUGACCGAAUUUAAGGGCUUUGUUGGUUUGAUUGUAGCAGAACACAUCACGCAGUACUCCGUAAAAAACAGUGUUUAAUUUUAUGAAGGACGAUCCACACCAUCGAGAUCGAUGUCACCAAGGCAACACCCGAGUGUCCCCUCUUGUGGAAAGAUGGUUGUGCUGUUCUAGUUUAUCCCAGAUUCCCCACGGAUUUAUAAGGAGAUGGCAGUUCACAAGAACAUUGACCGAGGGUAUGCGUGGGUGGUGUUGGUCACCAGCUGGCUACAAGUGGUCAUCUCUGGCAUCUUCUACUACACAACGGGUGUGGUCAACACCGCCCUCCUGGAGAAUAUGCAGGAGGGCGUGGUCAAGACAUCGUGGGUGGGGUCUACCUUGUAUGGGACGAUGAUGCUCACAGCACCGGUGACUAGCUCUUUAACGAAUGUGUUUGGGUGCCGCAUUUCGGCAGUGGUUGGAGGUCUUCUGACUCUGGUGGGCAUGGUGGCUGCUUUCUUCGCCAAGUCGGUAGAUUGGGUGAUUGUGUCCUAUGGACUUACUGCCGGUCUAGGAAUCGGGUUCCUUGAUACAUCAGCGAAUGUUAUCAAUGGUCACUAUUUCCAGAAAUACCUCCCUCUUGCCUCGGGGCUACAGGUGUCAGGAGGAGGGUCAGGGAUGCUCAUAGGUGCUCCGUUAGUGAGAUUGCUGCUUGAUACGUUCGGUCUCAGUGGGACCUUUCUCUUACUGGGCGCCAUAGGAGCUAACACAUGUGUGUGUGGUAUGAUGUUCAGACCAUCACCGCAUGAGCAACAAGCAGGAACAAAGACAAGAGAGACACCGGGAGACUUGACCAAUAAUCUUGUGGAUCAAGAAGUAGAAGAACAACCAGAAGUCAGAACCAGUUGUCUGCAACGUUUACGUUCGACAGUCAGUGAAAUGAGGACAGUUUUGUCUAAUGUUAGCUUUAUGCUAUAUGUCCUUUCCUACACAUUAUGGGGAUUUGGAGAAUCUAUUAUAUAUGUACAUCUACCUAAUUUUGCGGAAUCCAAAGGAACAAGCCAACAAAAUUCCGCCAUGUUGUACACAGCUAUGGGAAUUACUAGUAUCAUAGCUCGUGUGUUGGCAGGGUUUGCUGGUAACGAUCCAGCAAUAGGAGUCUUCAUGCUACAUACAGGUAUGCUGGGUGUAGCGGGAGUCCUGAUUAUGAUGUGUCCCCUUCUGGCCAGUUCGUUCACACUGCAGCUCCUGUUCUGUAGUAUCUAUGGCAUCUACAGUGGUGGGCCUGUGGCCUUUUUAAACCCAAUUAUUGUUGAUCUGGUAGGCGUGAAACAACUGGCGACUGGAUACGGAAUGGUUAAUUUCAUUGGUGGCUUUGGAUUACUUCUCGGACCUCCGUUUGCAGGCUUCAUCAUGGACGUCUCGGGAAGCUACGACGUUAGCUUUGCUUGUUCUGGAAGCGCACUUGUGAUAGGAAGUCUACUGUCUCUGGGCAUACCGAUCUUUAAGCGACCAAGUGCAUCAAAUGUCUCCCGUGACAGGGAAAUGGACAUGGCAGUUUCUGAAGAAUACAGAGCUGUGGCAUGUGGAACAGAGGACCAAUAAAUGUCAUACACUCACUG